ACCAGUGCACAAAGCAAGGUCCAUAACGACAUGGAUGACAGAGUCUGGUGUGGAUGAACUUGACUGGCCUGCACAGAGUCCUGACCUCAACCCGAUAGAACACCUUUGGGAUGAAUUAGAGCGGAGACUGAGAGCCAGGCCUUCUCGUCCAACAUCAGUGUGUGACCUCACAAAUGCGCUUCUGGAAGAAUGGUCAAAAAUUCCCAUAAACACACUCCUAAACCUUGUGGACAGCCUUCCCAGAAGAGUUGAAGCUGUUAUAGCUGCAAAGGGUGGACCGACGUCAUAUUGAACCCUAUGGAUUAGGAAUGGGAUGUCACUUAAGUUCAUAUGCGAGUCAAGGCAGGUGAGCGAAUACUUUUGGCAAUAUAGUGUAUUAUAUCCAGAUUUCUAGUUUAAUGUUCUUGUACUAAAGAUGAGAUUAAAAAGCAAUAAUGGGCUGUAAAAUGUUCACUUUAGCUUUGAGUAAAUGCUGCUUUUUUUCAGAAUUUCUGAUCCUUAUUAAGGAGAAUCUGACCUGGGGGGAAGCUCUGGCAUUCUGCAGGAACCAUCAUCAUGACCUGUCUGAGGAGAUGCAGCUCUGGGUGAAGGAAGUGGCUCAAGACGCCUCCACUGAACACGUGUGGCUCGGCCUGCGUCACGACUGUGUCCAGCGUGUCUGGUUCUGGGUUUUUGGAUCAAUGAUCUGCUAUGAGGACUGGGCCCCGGGGAAUGGGACCUGGAAUGAAGACUGCAGCCAUGAGGAGAGAAGUGGAGCAGUGCAGUCUGGAGGAGAGCAGAAGUGGAUCGAGCUGCAUGAGAGCCACAAGCUCAACUUCAUCUGUUCUACCUCUGAUGAUUUGUUUUAUUAAACAUGAAGACUGAAGACAAGCUGUGGUCUAACAUCUGUAUCCAGCAUUAUCUGAUCUACACUACUAUCUCAUUUAUACUCUUCUACACUUUAUUAUUAUAUCCUUUUAAUGCAGAUGUUUCAUCAUAUUUUUAAUGUUGUAUUCAGUAAACUUAACUGUCUCCAUACAGCAUGAUCUGUAUUAUGUUACCUAUAUUCUAUUUACUUUUCUUACAAAUGGAGGGUUUAUGGGUAAUUAAGGUGAAAUCUAUUUACCUGAUGUUUAAACUACAGUUUCUUUAGUUUGCACAUUUAAUUGUUUUUAAAAUUCUUACUCAGAAUAGGGAACCAAUUGCAAAUAGGGAACACCACUGCAAACAGUGAUGUUAAAAUCAUCAAUAUUCUUUUUUAUUCAAUAUUCGUUUUUCUUAUUUCAUUUUGUGCAGUUCUCAGUUGUUUGCUUUUUUACAUCUAGACAACUAAGAGUGUUUUCAGGAUAUCUGCAUAAUUACAUGUUGAUGAUUUCUAUACCUGGGAUUUCUGGGCACUUGCAUCUUUAUUGUGCAGUAAUAUGUACUGUAAUGACUGCUGCCAGUUUAGUUUCCUAUCAAAUAAAAAUA
Hemibagrus wyckioides is the source of this 1449-nucleotide messenger RNA. Its product is annotated as lithostathine-2-like. The record is from RefSeq and is a predicted model, not a curated record. Lineage: Eukaryota; Metazoa; Chordata; Actinopteri; Siluriformes; Bagridae.